Cyclocybe aegerita is the source of this 975-nucleotide messenger RNA. The record is from the annotation of a GenBank genome assembly. Lineage: Eukaryota; Fungi; Basidiomycota; Agaricomycetes; Agaricales; Hemipholiotaceae.
AUGGCUGCCCCAACUAUAUCGACUAUUGUCACGUUAUCCAACCUUCCAAAGGUCAUCCACAUCCGAGCUGACGAUCCCGCAACACAAUACCACCCUCUAUUCUCUUUACCAGAUGCAGACGUCGUCCUUCGUUCCCUCCAAGGAACGCUGUAUCGCAUCCACUCGUUCACCCUGCGCAUGACCUCCGGCUUCUUCGAGACAAUGUUCAGCCUACCCCAACCCAAAACCCAUCGACCACGCCGCGACGAUCUCGACACUGCCAAAACAGAACUCCAUCCUGAUGUUUUGGAUGUGUACGAAAAUGAUUUCCCGCUAGAACGCCUGCUUAGACUUAUUUCCGGGCUUCCUGUCCCCCGAUGGGAAACGAUGGACGAGAUCGAACGCGUCUUGACCCUCGCCGAGAAGUGGGAUACACCAGGACCUAUCGCAAGUAUCCGAUCCGCGUUGAAUUCGCAUCGGUUUCUUCACGACCACCCCCUCCGAUGCUACGUCCUCGCUACACAUUUCGGCUGGAAGCAGGAAGCCAAGCUAGCCUCGACACACACGUUGACUCUCAAUUUGUAUGACCCGGCACACUCCUCGAUUAUUGACCGGCUGUCAUCAAAGGAUCUUCUGUCGCUUCUGAACCUCCAUCGCAGACGGAGAGAUAUGUUCCGAGAACUUCUGAAUAGUCCCGAGAGAUUUGCUGCUGGAAAUAGCUCGCCAUACCAUUGCAAUCGAUGUGGUGUGACCGAACUCGAUAAUCACACGUGGAGGGUGUUUAAGAGCGCGAUGUUUAUAGAGAUGGAGAGGCGACCGUUGGGGGAUACGCUGGGCCUUGCGGUCGGCGAAACCGCUGGGUGGCCAGAGGCCAUCGCGUGUUGGGAAGCUCAGUGCACGAAGGAGGGUUGUGGGGGACUCAACUACGACCGCAUUGCGACCUUGCGGCAGAUUCGAGCCUGCAUUUCAUUGCUUCCGCUAACGAUCGAAGACUAG